Dreissena polymorpha is the source of this 3516-nucleotide messenger RNA. Its product is annotated as acid ceramidase-like. The transcript is spliced from 13 exons. Gene Ontology annotation, biological process: fatty acid metabolic process. NCBI's taxonomy places the organism in Eukaryota, Metazoa, Mollusca, Bivalvia, Myida, Dreissenidae. Gene Ontology annotation, cellular component: lysosome. The record is from RefSeq and is a predicted model, not a curated record. Gene Ontology annotation, molecular function: fatty acid amide hydrolase activity; N-acylsphingosine amidohydrolase activity. The coding region runs from base 154 to 1332 and encodes 392 amino acids.
AUAGAAGGUCAAUUAUUUAUAAGUGGGGAGGAAAAAAACAAACAAAUCAUCCUUUUUAUGAGUAGUGUCAACGUUUUUAGACUUAUUUGUAAAACUGUUUUUUCAAUACAAUAUGUCAGCGUCUUCUAGAGUGUGCACAAGCUGGCCAAGAGAAUGACACCAAUUUCUGCAUGCAUUCUAUUGUGUAUGACGUUGGGCUUACUUUGCCAAGGAGUUGCAUCACAAGACCCUUAUGCGCCUGUCUGUGAGAGAGGCAAAUAUCCACCAGCUGAAAGCCUUAAGGUGCCAGAGUAUGUGAUCAAUCUGGACCUGCCUGCCCGAGACAGAUGGACCCAGUUAGCGACGGAAAAGAGGCAAGAGAUCCGAAACAUUCUGAAGGGGUUCAAGUCAUUUGUCGAUCAGUUUGGAGGCUUUGCAGAGGAGAUUGUGUACUUCAUAGACCUCUUUGGUCCUGCAAUUGUAGACUUUCUACCACAGCCAUUCCAAGAUGAAAUUCGGGGAAUAUCCAAAGCCACAGGACUGGAGAUAGGUGAGGUCACUCUGUAUAACAUCUUUUACGAGAUCUUCACGGUGUGUACGUCUAUAAUUGCUGAGGAUGCUAAUGGCACAGUCUACCAUGCCAGGAAUCUGGAUUUUGGGCUGUUCAUGGGAUGGGAUGCAAAGAAUCGAACCUGGCAAAUGACAGAAAUACUGAAACCUGCCAUUGUGAAUCUGGACUUUCAGAAGAAUGGGAAAACUGUAUUCAAGUCUGUGAAUUAUGCUGGUUAUGUCGGCAUUCUGACCGGAAUUGUGCCGGGAAAGUUCUCGUUGACCAUAAAUGAGCGGUUCAAACUGGAUGGAGGAUAUAUGGGUAUCAUUCACUUGAUCAUGACUGGCAAAGGUUCCUGGUUGGGCUUCCUGACUCGGAAUGCCAUGGAAACCGCUCAGAGCUUUGAGGAAGCCAUGGCUCUACUGGUCAAUACAGAAUUGAUCGCACCGGCAUAUUACAUUCUGGGUGGAAACUCUUCAGGGCAGGCCUGUGUAAUUACUCGUAAUCGCGAAGUGAACGGCACAGACGUCUGGUGGAUGAAGCAGGCAGGGGGCUGGUACGUCCUGGAGACCAACUAUGACCAUUGGUCAGCCCCGCUGUUCCUUGAUGACAGGAGAACACCUGCCAAUAACUGUAUGAGGAAACUCACCCAGCAGAAUGUUGGUGUUGCGGGACUGUUUGAUGUCCUAUCUUCCAAACCUGUGCUCAAUAAGCUGACAACAUAUACAGCAUUGAUGCAAGUGAACAGUGGACAUCUUGAAACAUGGCUUCAGUCUUGCCCCGACCCAUGUGUGCCUUGGUAACAAUUGAAACCAAUAUCUAUAUAAAAAUGUGAUUGUCUUAGAAACCAUGGGAACCAUGAUCUUUAUGUCAGAAAAGGUGUCUCCAUUGUUAUAAUGGGAACCAAUGUAUUCUUUUCACAAUGUAUAAAGGAUUUUUCCUCUUGAGCUGAAUCUCCAAAAACAUAUGAGCUACAGCCAUGCAACUUACCACAGUUUUUCAUAAUUUGGGCUGAGUCGAAUGCAAGACCCGUAGCCCUAGAGGCAAGGUCAAGGUCACACAAUGAGGUCAAAUGUUACAAAUUUUGAUUGACUAUGUCUUAUAUUUUCAGAAUUCUGCCAUAAAUCAAGGUUCUCAAAAAUCUGAUGCUUUGUCACAUGAAAGACCCAUAACCCCAAAGGCAAGGGCAAGGUCACACAUUUAGGUCAAAGAUCACGAAUGUAUUAGUGAUUUAUAUAUAAACCAUAACUUCAGUAUGUAUCAAGGGAUUCUAAAAUGUCUUUCUACAAUUGCUCUUCUUUAUCUGUCAAUGUGACGCUUAUACAAUUCAAGUCUCUCGGGUCAAGGUCACUCACUGAGGUCAAAUGUAACAUAUUUUACUAAUAUGCUUUAUUUUGUUAGGAUUCUACCAUAUCAAUCCAACGAAUCGCUUGUUACACAAUGUUGUUGCCUUGGUAACAACGGGAACUAAUAUAUUUUCUGUUCUGUUAUGUUUAUAUCAAAAUAUGGUUGCUUUGGAAAUGAUGGGAAUCAACAUCUGUGUUUCACAAUGCGACUGCCUUGGUAAGAAUGCAAACCACCAUCUUUAUUACAAAACGUAUUGCCUUUGGAAAAAGUGGGAACCAACAUCUUAAUAUCACUAUUUGGUGGCCUGGUUAAUAAUGGAAACCAACCCUGUAUGAUUUCCUUAGUUAUGAUGGGAACUAACUUAUAAUUUUACAAAAUAGGGACUGUACAUGUGUAUUAAAGAAAGCACAACAUUGGUUGUAGCAUUGUGUUUGAUACCAUGUUAGAAUAUUUUAACUAAGAUAAUAGUCUGAUAGAGACUACAUUUUCAUUACUGUUCACAAGCAGAUAUAACAUAGUUCAGAGUUUACUGGGAUCAACGAUGACAUCACCUUGAUUAUUAUUAAAAAUCUUACAAUAAUCAUAGUUUCUAAUCAUGUAUUAUUUUACAAAAAUGAAGCUUAUGUAAAAAUAUAUAUUAAUUGAAUAUUGUUUUCACAUUGUUUUAUGAAAUUAAAAGGAAAUACAAACUAACUGUUCAACAAAUGUGAUGAAUUUUUUCUUACGUUAAGCAUGGCAGCAAAUGCAUGAAAGAAUCUCAUUGGUCGUACAUUUGAAUAUCCAGAAUUAUCUGUUCAUAUUGAGAAACAGUUAAGCCAUUCCAUGUUAGCAGCAUCAGUUAUUAUGUUGGAAACUCAAAUGUUGACAUCACUUUUAUUGAUAGUGUCAUCGCAACCUAGCAACCUAAAAGAAAGACGCGUUUCAGUUUAUAAACCAUACAAUAGGGAUAAAAAAAAUAUAUAAUAAUAUAAUGCAUGAUAAAAGAUCUUUUAAUCAUUAAUUAGUAAAGGGUUUUGUCAUUGAAUUGCUUGAUUGUAUUGUUGGGUGUUUUUAUGAUGAACAUGUAUACAAGUAUACAUUCUCAUUCCAGGUAUUUGUGGAUGAUAUUUGUUAUUUACCGGUAUUAUAUAUGUUAAUGUAUACAUGAACUAUUUGAUUAAUAGGAUCUGUAUUUAAAAUUAUACACCAUACACUCCAGUCAAGAGACACUACUUAAGUUAUAACGAAACAAAAUAAUUGACUUUUUUUAAUUGUACAAUUUUUAGCUUGAAGUGUCAGUAAUGUUGAUUUGCUUUAUCCGUAAACACCCAUGUGCUCUGACGAAAAAGUGAGAAAACAAAACAAGAUAAUGUGAUGUUGAGCAUGGCACUACGGAACAUAUCUUAUCAAGAAAGCAUAUGCAAAUAUUUUUGCUGUUUUCUUACCAUUUGUUGAUGGAAACAUUUUUCUGUUAUGUUGUAUAUGUUGUUAUAUCAUGUAUAAAUCAAUUAUUAUUUUUGUCAUUUUAUGUUCUUAUGUUACUUUGAUGUUCAAUUAAAUAAACACGAAAUUGUUAAAUUGAUCUCUGUGAGCUUUUGAAUCCAUGUUAUUAUAUUAUUCUUAUUGUGUCUACCUUUGCUGAAAUAAACCUAAAACCUUUA